CGUUACAAAACAGACCGGUCAAGGUCGGAUCUGAUGAAAGUUCCCUAGACCAUACUUCGCACAUCAUCAACAGCAUGUUGUCUAACAGUAUUUACCAACCACAGGUUGUUGCUGCAUUGUCACAGUUUUCUUCUUUAUUGAGCUCUGCCAGAUCAGGAUCUAGUUCUGGUACCUACAGAAGAGUAAAUACUCAAAGAACCAACAGAAAGACAAAACAAACAGCUAGUCAAGCAGCCAAAGAAACAGAUGAAGUUAAAAAGGCAACAGAGGAAUAUGAGAUAGAUAUAAAUGAUGUUAUAUCACUGCCGUCACAGAUCAACAUUCAAGAGUUAUCUCCCCACAUGUCUUUGAUUCAUAAAGGUUGUCAUGUGUCACAUGUUUCAACUGACACAUUUUUUGAAAACAAAUCAGGGUUAUCAGAAGAAUUUGUAAACAGUGAUGUCCAUCAAGAAGUCCAAAGAGUUUUAAGAACAGAACCUUUUAGAAAACUUCUGAAAACAUGUACAAAUAAUCUUUAUUAUCAACAGACAAGAGGAUUUAAAACACAGAGAUUGAAAUCUGUUGGAAUUGGAGGACAGAAAUCUGAUUCUGAAUUAAACAAAUUUGUAAAUAUAUUGUUUCAAGAUAAAACUAGUGGACAAAAACCUGUUGAAGGGGAAAAAUUUAAAGCAAUGUUACAAAAACAUGCAGGGGACCAUGCAACACAACAAGAAUUAAAAAUAUCUUUUGCUGAUGGCUAUCUUGCAAGGGAUCCUUCACACAAGAAGCAUUAUUUUGAUAAUGUAAUACAAGGACUAUUGAAGUCAGCUGUCUAUCUGUUCUGUUUGUAUGUCAUACUCAAACUGGUUGCCAGCAAUUUAAUGGGUAGAGGUUCUGGAGUAGGUGGACUUAGUAUUCUGAAACAGGAACCAUUUGAAAUAGCACCUGAAGAUGUACAAGUUACCUUUGAUGAUGUAAAAGGGAUUGAUACAGCUAAAGAUGAGUUGAUGGAGGUUGUUGAUUUUCUUAAAGAUCCGGAUAAAUAUACAGUAUUGGGAGCCAAACUCCCAAAAGGUGUAUUAUUGGUAGGACCACCAGGUAUUGGUAAAACUUUGUUAGCCAGAGCAGUAGCAGGUGAAGCUGGAGUGCCAUUCUUUCAGUGCUCUGGAUCUGAAUUUGAUGAAAUGUUUGUUGGUCUGGGUGCAAAAAGAAUAAGAGAUUUGUUCAGACAAGCCAAGGAAAAGGGAACCUGUGUGAUAUUUAUUGAUGAAAUAGAUAGUGUAGGUGCUAAAAGAACAAGUUCAGAGUUACAUCCAUAUGCUAAUCAAACUAUUAACCAGCUCCUGGCUGAGAUGGAUGGGUUUUCCCAGAAUGAAAAUAUCAUAGUAUUGGGAGCAACAAAUAGAAUUGAUCAUCUUGACAAGGCAUUACGGAGAAAGGGCAGAUUUGAUGUUGAAGUAAGAGUUUUUCCUCCAGAUUUGAAAGGAAGAAAAGAUAUCUUAAAUCUGUACCUUGGCAAAGUUAAAGCUGACAAAAAUAUUAAAGUUGAAGAUAUAGCCAAGGGAACAACAGGUUUUAAUGGUGCUGACAUACAAGAUUUGGUAAACCAAGCUGCUUUAAAAGCAGCCAUGGAGGGAGAAGACUUAGUUAGAGAAAAACACUUAUACUGGGCCAGGGAUAAAGUUUUAAUGGGUCCUGAAAACAAAAAUAAGAUACCAGAUGAAAAUACAAACUGGAACACAGCUUACCAUGAGGCAGGGCAUACCAUAGUGGCAUAUUUUACUAAAGAAGCCACAGCCCUUCACCAAGUAACAAUCAGAGCCAGAGGUGUUUCUCUUGGUCAUACCUCCUUCAUCCCUGAAUCUGAGGAAUACAAUCAGACCAAGGCAAAACUUACAGCAGAAAUGGAUGUAGCAAUGGGAGGAAGAGUGGCUGAAGAAAUCAUUUUUGGAAGUGAUCAUGUCACAACAGGUGCAAGUAGUGACUUUCAGAGUGCUUCAAGAAUAGCAACAGCAAUGGUGACAAAGUUGGGAAUGUCAGAUAAGAUUGGAGUACGUGUUUUUGAUAUUCAGCAACAAGAUGGUGGACUUGGGUUUAUAAUGGUUAAUCAAUACAGUGAAGCUGUGACUAAAGAAAUAGAUUCAGAAAUAAAACGUCUACUACAGGAAUCUUAUGACAGAGCUAAGAAGAUAUUAACAAACCAUGCGGAACAACAUAAAGAACUUGCUAAAAUGUUAAUGAAAUAUGAAACAUUAAACAAAGAGGAAAUUAAACUUGUGAUGGACGGCAAAAAACUCAACAAGAAAGUUUUCAGUUGAUAUUAGUUAUGCAGCAUAAUUUUAUACAAAAUUUCUGGUCAUUGCGAUUUCUUGAUUUGGUAGUUCUCAAACAACAGGAACUUCAGUGUACACAUUACCAUUCAGAAAAUUUGGUGUCAGAACACUAUUUUAUAAUUUUAAGUGUCUGAACUAGCAUUUUAAUGAACUUUAUGAAUGGAUGAUAUUCUGAUAAGACAUUCAAUAUUCUAAUAAGACAAGAUAAAUGUAAUUCAGGGAUACUAAUGUAUACCAGUCAAGUUCUGAGUUAUCAUGGUGUGGCUAUUUGUCUUAAUCAUUGUUAUAAGAUACAUUUUAGGUGUUUGGUUAAAUAUUCCUUACCCCAACAGGGCAUAUGAAGUUAACAUGAAUUUUAUCAUUUCAUACUUUCUGAAAUUCUCAUUUUAUUUUUAACAUGCACUCUGUAUAUGUGUACAGUUUAGCCACAUUCAUGUUUUGUAUCGACUUGCCACUUGUAAAAAACUAUAGAAGACACAUUGUAGUAGAAGAUAUUUAUGCAUUUAAUAUUUUGUUUGUGUCUUGACAGGAAACAGUCUUGUUGAAAAAUGUUUAAAGCUUACAAAAACAUACAAAAUGGUAAUAACCUGGAGUUAUAUAUUGGAGAAUAACACUUUUAUAAAUGCCUAAAGAAAACAUGUUUUGGUCAGUUAAACUUUUUCUGUCUAGCAGAUUUGUUUCUCACAUUUAUUUAUACUAGUAAGAAAACAGACACAAACUGGACCUUAAUGUAUAAUUUUUAUAGAUUUUUUUAAAAAUGUAUAAAUGAAUAAUUAAUGAAAGAUUUAAUGAUAAAUAGAAAUAGAAUAAAUGAUUAAAUAUGACAUGAGGUAUGACUUUUAAAGAUUUUAAAUUUUUACAUCAGAUCUAUAUAACAUAUUGACAUAUAUCUAAACAACCUGUUCAAUGAAUGCAUUUGUAUUCAGUGUUUACAAAUGUUUUACUUUUUUAGUCAAUAUUAAUUUAUAAGUAAAUCUGUCUUGAUAACAACAGCUACAGCCCUCUUGUUGAUCAUAUUGACUGUUCAUGUAUAAAUGAUAACAACAGCUACAGCCCUCUUGUUGAUCAUAUUGACUGUUCAUGUCUAAAUGAUAACAACAGCCACAGCCCUCUUGUUGAUCAUAUUGACUGCUCAUGUCUAAAGAAACAAUACACAAUAUAUGUACAUCACUGCUCAACUAGUCAAUAUAUGACAAAAGGAAUGACCUGCAUUGAAAUCUUGUCAAGUAAGAAAUCAAGUUUUGGCUAACGAAUAUUUAUUUUAUUAAUUUUAUUAUUCUCUCUGUAGUGAUUUGUUAUUAUAACUCACUUGUCUCAUUUCCCUUAAAUGUUUUAUGUUUUAUAAUGUUAAUAAAGUUUUACCUAAAAGGUACCAUUUAUAUAUUACCAGUACUUUAGUUAUCUAUUUUGGUGGUAUUAUGAUAUAGUGAUACAUGUUCUAAUAAUGGUAGGGAAUGUAUUGUUAUCUAAACGUUUUUAUCUUAAAAAUUGAAACUUUUGUUUCCAUUCAUUUUCAAAACAUUUACUAAUAGGUCAGAUGCAAUGUUUUUUUUAGUGAGUUAUGUAUAAAAUUUCAUAAGGUGUUUUGGUCAGCAAAUAUUGCUUUAUUAGUGAUUAAAUUCAUCUUGUAUAUAUUUAUAGUAAGCAUGAAUGUUUUGCAGAUAAGAUAACAUUUUCUACAUGAUGUCAUUUCACAGUUGCUAACUUGUCCAACUGUAAAACAUUUCACAAUGUAUUAUUGUCUGGUAUUGUAAAGCUGGGGUUGAUUGGAAAAUUGGAGAUUUAGUGAUGUUGUGUACUAUCUUAUUAUCAGAGGAUUACAUUUACAAAUAUAAUUGAUAAAAUGAUAUUAUGAGGAUAUUUGUUAGACCAGGCAGUGUUUUUGUUGACAAUAAAAUCAUUUUUCAUAACACAA
This is a messenger RNA of Mytilus californianus (California mussel), 4227 nucleotides long. Its product is annotated as ATP-dependent zinc metalloprotease YME1L1-like. NCBI's taxonomy places the organism in Eukaryota, Metazoa, Mollusca, Bivalvia, Mytilida, Mytilidae. Gene Ontology annotation, molecular function: ATP binding; metalloendopeptidase activity; ATP-dependent peptidase activity. The record is from RefSeq and is a predicted model, not a curated record. Gene Ontology annotation, biological process: mitochondrion organization; protein quality control for misfolded or incompletely synthesized proteins. The coding region runs from base 75 to 2297 and encodes 740 amino acids. Gene Ontology annotation, cellular component: mitochondrial inner membrane. The transcript has 20 exons.